Colletotrichum lupini is the source of this 1218-nucleotide messenger RNA. RefSeq lists its product as uncharacterized. Lineage: Eukaryota; Fungi; Ascomycota; Sordariomycetes; Glomerellales; Glomerellaceae. Bases 1 to 1218 code for a protein of 405 amino acids. The transcript has 3 exons. The record is from RefSeq and is a predicted model, not a curated record.
AUGGGAGAUUACGGGGCAAGUAAUCAUCUAGAAAAUGUGACCCAUGCUUGGCUCAAGCAGGGAACAUACCAAGAAGAUCUCCAGAAAGGUAUCGAGAACGUCAGAACUAAGGUCGGAGCGUUCAGAGACGAGGCUCAGCAAUGUCACGCUCAAGAAACACAUGAGGACAUCCGCCUUCUAUCUGACAUGAAUCAACAAUCGAGGACAUUGGCCUCCUUUUAUCAGAGAUUUUUCAAACUACUGGAGACGAAUUUAGGUUUAGAGCAAUCUGAUCAGCAAUCUAGUUCCUCACAACCACGGAUAUCGGUUUACGACAUGGUGAACGCAACCCACAUCCUUCACGGGACAUCGAUAUCCAUGAACACGCGGGCAAAUGCCGACGAACGACAAGCGGAGGCUAAGAAGUCACAGGAGCGAUUACUUAAGUCUCUUCAAUACGACCCAAAUCUCGUUCCACGGGACGUGGCCACCCAGAUUCGUCUUGGUUACAGACUGACCAACAAGCAAAAAGCCAAAGCAGCCACCCUCAUACGACACGAAAAUUUCAAGUCAUUCAUGACGAAUACAACGUCAUCAAGCUGUCUUCUCGUCAAUGGAAGAGACGACACCGCUGCCGUUGACGGGAUCUCACCGCUCAGUCUUGUAGCUGCCCAGUCAACGGAAAGCUUCAUGGCUGCAGGAGAUCCCUCGACUCCGUUCUACGUCAUUAAUUGGUUUUGCGCGGAGCAUAAGCCAGGCCUCGUGGUAGGCAACAAUGCUACAACAGAUCGCUGCCCCAGCAGAAUGAUGACGAGCCUCGUCGGUCAGCUUCUCGAAAAAAUGAUUGACAGUGGCGUAGAGGUCGACUUAUCAUUCAUGUACGAUUCCAAGUGGCGGCAUGUGGAGCAGCUGAAACCGACGACUCUGUGUUCGCUCUUUGUCAGACUAGUAGAGCAGCUUCCUCAAGGGAGUAUCUUGUUAUGUAUAGUUGAUGAAAUUGUCUUGUACGAGACGCUAGCUCUGGAGAGCGACACGAAAGUAGUCAUGGGGAAGCUGGCAAGGUUGGCUGAGAAGCUUUCCACCGGACCGCAGAUUUUCAAACUUCUCGCAACGUGUCAGAAUAGAGCUUUGGGUAUGGCGGAACAUUUUGGCUACAACAAAAUUGUCAACUUGGGUGGCAGCACGGGCUCAGAUGAAUCAGCACAGUGGGCGAUAUCUAACAUGUCCAUGGCAUACUAG